AUGGUGCCCAUCAACCACGCGACACAACGAAGCUGCGUGGUGGCGCAGAACAACGACGCCGCCGCAUACAACUCCCUGUUCAAACACUCCAUCAACGCCCUGAGUGCUUCGCUCGUCGAAGGCAAGUUCGUGUACGUGGACAUCUACACCCCACUGAUCAACAUGAUCCAUAACCCUAAAAGAUACGGUUUUGAGUCGACGACGUUGGGGUGUUGCGGGACUGGGACGGUGGAGAUGGGUCCGUUGUGCAAUGCGAUGACGCCGGUGUGCUCGGCUCCUUCUUCUUUCAUGUUCUGGGACUCUGUUCAUCCAUCAGAGGCAACAUACAAAGCUCUUGCGAAAGAGAUGAUUAAAGAUGUGCUCCCAAAGUUUGGAUGA
This is a messenger RNA of Musa acuminata AAA Group (dessert banana), 378 nucleotides long. RefSeq names its product GDSL esterase/lipase At2g31550-like. The transcript has 2 exons. Gene Ontology annotation, molecular function: hydrolase activity, acting on ester bonds. Lineage: Eukaryota; Viridiplantae; Streptophyta; Magnoliopsida; Zingiberales; Musaceae. Bases 1 to 378 code for a protein of 125 amino acids. The record is from RefSeq and is a predicted model, not a curated record.